AUAUCAUUAAGUCAGUAUCCAAUACAAAGUCAAAGUUAGAAGUUAUGAAUAACAUAAAUAAACGGUUAAAUAUUAAAAUUCAAAUUAACAUUAUUUGACAAUUGGAAUUAAAAACAUUAAAAAAAAUAAAAACAAUUAAGGACUAUUUUACGUGUGUGAACGUCUGAAAUAAAAAACUAAAAGAUAAAAAAAUAUUUUGUUUUUAAUAUUGAGGGAAAAAAAUUCAAAAACAAAGCCGAAAGAGCCAAAUGCAUGCAUAUGUAUGUCUAGACAUGAUAAACUAAAGCUGACAACAGAACAAAAUUGAAAUAAAUACAAAAUAAACUUAAUAAUAAUGAUGUUUAUAAUAAUAAUUAUGAUGAUAAUGACGUUGGAAACUACUUGUAUAUCAUACGCAUCAAACGCCACACUGAACAGUACAAUCCACUAAAUUGUGCUUAACUUGCCAAACAAACAAACAAACGAAUGAACAAAAAACAAAGCGGAACCAAAAUUUACACAUAAAAAAAUCAACAGCAAACCAACAACAACUAAACUAAAUCUAUUUAAAAUCACUGAUAAAUAUAAAAUCAAAAAAAAACUCGCAACAAUAAUAAAAUUUAAAUUGUUGCUACAUACUCUAAAUAUCACUGGUCUAAAGAGUAGGAAAAAUUCAAAAGAGUAACAUAAUUAAGUUUAAACCACAAGAGAAAGAGGCAUUGAGAGGGAGAAUUUUUAAAUGUGUAAUUUUUACAUUGAAUUAUAUCAUCUUAAUCGAAUUUAAUGGCUUUAUAAAAAAAAUCAGUUUUUUAUUGUCUGGUUGUUUGUUCAUCGACAUCUUCUUGUUCUGUCGCCGCUUUUAUUUUUUUAUUGUUGUUUCCACUUAGAACGAUCGUGGGAAUUUGUUGCAAAAAGAGACGACUGUUCAUUUGGUAUGUUAUUAUUGAGGUUGUUUAAGGCCUCAACGCUCUCUUUUAGCUCAUGAACAGAAUUAUAAUUAAAAAAAACCGCAAAAUCAUAAAAGAAACAAACAAGCAAACAACCGAACAAAAUCGUUCGUAAACCAAAACAAAAUCUCAGUCCGCAAUACCACAACUAAAGGCCGUUAAAUAGGAGAGCUUUUCUGAAAACAUAUCCACAUCAUCUCACACAUACACACACUCAUAACGCACAUUCACAGAUACUCGUUAAAAUAGUUGUUGUUAUUCGCGUGCUUUGUAAAUUGGCUUUAUAUACGAGUCGUGUACUCAAAAAGCCAUUUGCAAAUGCUCAACGAUCAGUUGUGCUUGAAACGCUUAAGAGUAUAGAACGUAUUUUCAGAAAAAUUCAAACGAAUUGGCGCGUUGUAAAUGCUUUUAAAACCAAAAAUUAUUAACACCUUCUUCAUACAAUAACAAAAUAUGGAAAACAAAUUUAAAAACAAAGUGCAACAUCUGAAAUCAUAAAUAAGAAAAAUACAUAUAAACUUUAGUUAUUUAAUUUUUCUUAAAUUGAUUUACAAAAAUUAUUCAAUAUUACUAAAAUAAAAAGAAAGAAAAAAAUGUAUAUUUUGUAUUUUAAAAACAAAAAUAUCAUAAAAUAUUGAAAUUUAUCUGAAAAAAACCAAAUCAAGUUGAAAAACCAGAAUACGCGUUCCGUAUUUAAAAACAAAAAAUCCGAAAAGAAACAGAAAAAAAGAAUUAAGCGUUUAAAUGAGAUUCAUGACGAUGAUAUAAAACAAAUGUGUUAAAAAAAAUAAAUAUUUUGUUAACAAAUAUAAAUAAAUAAUUGAACAGAAAAGUGUUUAAUUAAAGUUUUUUCAAAAUAAAAAUAAAAACAAAACCAAACAAGUGAAAACAGUAAUAAAGACAUACUGUGUCCAAUUUUCUAACAAAGAAUUUCAUAAAUACACACAACCAUAAUACAAAAAAAAAGCAAAAAACAGAAAAAGAUCUGUAAAAGAAACUUUACAACUCAAGUAUAAAUAGAGAAAAUUCAAACCAAAACAAACUGUGAAAAAAAUAUAAUAAAAACAAACUUCCAUCCAACUACCCAACAAACCAAAAAAGUCUAAAGUAUAAACAUUCUAAAGAAACUGCAAAGUGAAGUUGAAAUUGUGCUAAAAACAAGUCGAAACACUAUAAACAAAACUAUAAACCAGCUUAACAUAAAUGUAUUAAUAGAAUUAAAAAAAAUAAUAAAAAUUGAUUUUUUUAUUGUGUUUUUAAAUGAGUCUUAAAGUGAACACGCGCUGUCGAUUUUCAACUCACCACAAGUAUUAUGCUUAAUAAUGGCAAUAGACUUUUUGAUAUUUGCCGUGCUUUUGCUAUCGUUUAUAAUAAAUUUCUUGGCUUUGGCUGCUUUUUGGGUGACACCCGGUCUGCGAACCACAGCAAAUCGUUUUACUAUUAAUCUGCUCAUCAUUAAUUUGGUUGGUUGUCUUAUUUUAGCUCCCACUUUGUUUCUAAGUGGUGGCAUUGUUGGCGAUGGCGACAGCGAAAGCGGUACUAACGACAGCAGUCUUACAACCGGUUCCAGCCAGUCUGGUUUGAGUUUUUUAACAACCAACACAAACGAUGACAGCAUUGAGUUUUAUUCAAAGGCUGGCAAUCACCAAAUGACAAUUCGCCACAAUGGCAAAUUGGUGGAGCAAGAGGGUAUCAUUCUGCGACGUAAUGUAUCCCACGAUGGUGAGAAUGGUCCACGUACCAUUGAGACCAUUUACAAGUGUAAUACCACCUACUGUCGCGAAUUGACCAUCGAUGAGAAUAGUGAAACUUUGGUCAUCACAGAAAUUGAGGAGGAAGGCAAAAUUCAGCUGCCAAUUGGCAUGCAACAGGAGGACACAGAUGAAGUUAAACGUCUAGCAUUACCCUUGCUUACAAUGAGAUCCUGGGCCAUAGAUAUGGCUGCUGCAUUGGGAGCCAUGGGUGUGCUCUUGGUAGUGGGUGAUACCUGGUGUGCCGUAACAGACCCCUUGCGUUAUCACAGUCGCAUAUCAGGAGUUAAGUCUUGGGUGCUAAUAGCCAUUACCUGGGCUAUGGGCAUAUUGUUUGGUGCUUUGUCGGCCUUCCGGGAAAUUGAUUUCGAAUCGGAGACCAUCAUCAGCAAACAGAAACGUUUUGCCGACACCUCCACCACCUUCUUCACACUCAACUCGGUGAACAACAUCUUUAGCAUGGUGUUUUCCUGUCUGUAUUUCCUGCUCAUCAUCCUGCUGCCAUUUGGCUUUGUGUGCGGCAUGUAUUGGCGUAUUUUUAGUGAGGCUCGUGAAAAUGGUCUGAGAAUGCGUCAAAACGGUUCAUCCCCUUUGCUACAAAGUGCUUUGAAUCUAACGCAUGGUCCACCAGCGGCCAAUCAACAGUAUUCGAAUAGUUUAUGUGUACAUAGGAAUUCGAUUUCUUCGACCUCCUCCCAGUGUGGAGGUUUACAAAUGCAAAUCGAUAAUAAUCAAAAACGAGGCUCACCCGCCUGUCUGAGACGGGACUCGGCGGCAAAAGUACUUUUGCCGCCCAUUUCGGAUGACGGUAUGUCCGAUGAGGCUGAUAAUUGCAGUACAAAUGAUCAGCUCAUUGUGAUACCGGUAGCCGAAACUGCUAAUACUCAACAGCAGCAACAACAAAACAUUAUACUCACCCUGCAAACAGCCAGUGGUGAGAUAAAACGCAACUAUUCCACCCGCCAACUAGAACUAUUGGCUACAUCCUCGCAGGAUCUGUGUGAUAAUACUAGACUGCAGGGUAUACGUCAAGUCCACUCUUCGCCAAAUCUUCAACGAAGUGUUACUCUGCCACAACCCUUAAAUGAGAACACUUGCUCACCCCAUCUCUUAGGAGGACAUCUGCCACAAAAUCUACCCAGUAUUCAUUUGAAUAGACAUUCAUUUCAACAAAAUCCUAAUAACACCAGAACCACCCAUCAAAAUCAUCAACAUCUGCAUCAUCAUCAGUCGCUGCAAAUACCCACCAUUCAUGCCUCACCCAAGGCCUUGAGCUACAUGUCUUCUUUGCGUCAUCGACUAUCGAAUGCAUCGUCUCUCUUUAAAUAUAGGGAUGAGUCCAGAGCGGCUCGUAUCAGCAUUUUGGUGGUAAUAAUGUUCCUGGUUUCCUACUUGCCUUUUGGCUUUUUAGUAUUACUGCAGAGUCGUGUACCGGCAGCCAAUUUCGAGGAAUCCAGUCAGUUAGCCAUUUUCAUGAUACUGUUGGCUAAUCUUAGUUCUCCCUUCAUCUUUGCUUAUCGCAACAAAAGAGUAAGGAGAGGAGUGAAAAGACUGGUGGGCUUAGAUGCUCUCUGUCGAGACUCGCAACUACAAAGACAAAACAGUUCCAGCUGUCGCAUGAGUGGUUCCAAAUAUGGCAACUCGAAUCUCAAAAGAAACAGCAGUCGAGUUUCUACUUACUCUACCACAUCGGCCAAAUACCUAACACCGCAAAGUUCGGUGGUCAGCAAUGGUACCAAUUCAGUGCCCGCCUGCUUUAUGAACAACAACAACAAUAACACUUGCCCGCAAAUGCCUCUGAGGCCGAACAGCAGUUGCAGUACCAUCAUCAACUUCAGCCUCAACAAGCAGCAGCAAACUUUAGUGGAGGCCGACGAACUGAAAUGCAACCAACCUACAAAUAAAAAGCCACGUCCGGUGUUGCAAAGAGGCAUUACGAUAAUUGAACAAGUGCCGCUAAAUGGCAAUGGUGGCAGUAUCUGUGGCGGUGGCAGCAUUGGCUGUCACAACAGCAGCAGCAUUAACAACAACACUCCAAAGUUACCAGUAAAACAUAAAUUGUAUAAAUUAUUAUUUAAAAGUUCCAAGAAUCUUAGUUGUGCAGCAGCACAGUCAUGUGCUCAGGGCACUUUAGAUGCUGAACCAACGGAAGUUUAAAUUUAAGUUCUUUUUAUUUUUUUUUUUUACUUUUUCUUAAGUAAUAGUAAGUUUCAUAAAGUAAGUUCUCUCAAAUAUUUAUACUUAGUAUAUGUAUAUAUAUGUUUUUUAAAACUAUUUUUUAGGUAUUAAAAGGUCAGUUUUUAACUUAAAACCAAACUAAAUCAAACAAAGAAACAAAAACUAGAAAAAUGAAACAAUUUGUAAGAAAUGUUAAAGUACAAGACAGUUUUAAAAACUACAAACAGAGAGAAAAGAAACGAUGAUAAGCGCAGGAAAGUCAAGGUUUUCAUUUUAUUUUUCUAAAUGAAUCAAUCAAACAAAAAAAAAAAGAAAGAAAUAAUUAAAAUAAAAUAUUGAAAUAAUUGAAUUAAAAGUGAUAGGAAUCUCAAAUGAUUUGAAAUAGAAAAAAAUAUAUAUUUUAUAAUGACAUGAUUAAUUUCAAAAGUCCUCUUAGUAGACUAGAGAGUUUUCAAAAUGAUAAGAUUGAACAAGUCAGUCAGUCAGAUAAUUUGUUUAUUUUAAUUAUUGAUUAUUAUUUAGAUUUGUAUGUACAUUUAUGUAUAACAUUUUUAUUGUUUAUAAUUUUGUGCAAAUAAUUGAAAUAGUAUUUGAGGUUAAAUUAAUCCAAUAGUUAUAUAAUUAAGAAAUGAGAACAAAGACAUUUUUUUUUAAAUUUCAUAAAAAUAUUAAACUGAACAAAAUUAAUCAGCUCUAUUCUAAAAUAAUUAUUUGAAUUAGUUGUACUGUUGUGGUUUAAAAAAAAUCUCAUCAUUCCAAUUAGAUGUUGAACUUUUGUUUUGUUUAUUAAAAGUUAAUAUGCCUAAUUAUAAAUUCUUUAUUUAUUUUAACUCCAGUAUGCUUUUUUAACACUCAGUUAUUUGGCUGGUAGUGUUUAAACUUAUUUACUUAACAAAUUGUUUGUUAUUGGAUUUUAGGUAUUUUUUAAACCAUGACAUAGUUACAUAUUUAUAUUAGAAUUCUAUUUAAAAUCAAUAUUAAGCUAAUUGGGGUUUUCUAGAAUAGAGCUGAUUGAUAUUUAAAUAAAUGGAAAUUUGUGUAUAAAAUACAUAUUUUCAACUUAAAAAUCUAAACCAAAUAAAUAAUAACAAAAAAACAUAAAUUUUUUAAAGAUUUAUAGUCAUCAUAUAAAUAUUUUGUGUAUUUUUUUCUCAAUUUACAACUCAAGUACCUAAAAAGAUGAAAAUAAUUCAAGGGAUUUUUUCAGCUUGAAACAAAAAACAUUUUAAACAAAAUAAAUGAAUAAAUUUAUUAUUGAAAAUAUAAACAAAAGAUGAAUAAUAACGAAAAAAUUAAUAACAAAAAAACAUAUGUUAAGCACUUGUUGUAAUACAUAAUAAUAUUGAAUACACACACUCUUACACAAACACUUAUACAACAUAUGAACUAUUUGGUGUAAUUGAGGGGCAAAAGUGGUUAACUUUAUUUUAAAUGAUUUGAUUUAUAAGAAUUUUUUUUUUAUUUUAUAACUUGUUAAAGAUUUAAAGAAAGCUAGAAAUUGUUUGUAUUAAAGUUUUUAUGAAAAUUUUGUAGUUAAACCAUUUGGCUGUUCAAACAUAUUAAUUUCUUCAAUAUAAAUGUGUGCCAGCAGACCACUAGUAAUUUUUUUUUAAAUGAAAUUUUUUGUUACACAAAUUUACACAAAAUAUACUUACACUUAUGUACAUAUAUUUAUCAUGUUAAAAGUUUUUUUUUUUUUUGUUAUUAAAUUUGAUUUUUUUUUAAUUAAACAUGUACAAGUUAUUAACAGUGUCAGGUAAAACUAAAGGCCAAUUUGUUGUAAACUUAACAAGAAAACAAAUUAAAUACCUUUUAAAAUAAAUUUUUAUAGUUUAGAUUUUUCUUAACACUUAAGAUUUUUUAUAGAAUUUUGGGGCUGUUCAAGAACUUGAAGGCAUUUUUUAUGGCAAUUUUGUAAAUAUUUAGUUUAAUAUAUAUAUUUUUUUUAAAUUAACAAUACUGAUUGUUUUAUAAGGAAACUAGAUUUUUUGUAAUUGCUUGUGGGAGUGUGUGUACAAAAUUUUGUUUGUUUUAAUUAUUUCAAAUAUUUAAUUUGCUAAAGUGUAAAAUAAAAAUCAUAAACCUUGUAAAAUUAAUUCCUUAAAACUUUAAAUUUUUUUCAAACAAUUUACAAUAAACACUUGAAGUAUUUGAAAUCAAUAGCUACAGUAAAGUGUUUACACUAGCCAUAUUAUUAUUUAAAUAGACACCAACAACAAAAAAGUGUAAACAAAGCAUUUUUUAAAUUGCAUAAAACCUAUAUUUGAUAAAACUCAGUUAAACUAUCUGAAACCUUAAAAUGAUUUUAAAAUGUGGUUUAUAUUUUUUUGAAGAUUAAAUAAUUUUUAAGAAAUAAAUCAAAAGCUUUAAUUAACAUUCUCAAUUUACUAAAAAUUAAAAAAUCAUUAAAACUUUUUACAUAAUUUUUGUGUAAUUUUAUUAAAAACAAAAUUUAGUUACUUGAGUCAUUUUUAACAUACAAAAUACAAUAUAAACUGAUUACCAGCCAAAAUGUAAUUGUAACUAGAAACGUGUGCUAAACAGAAUUUGUUUUUAAAAAUUUCUAAUUUUGUAACACUUUCAAACUAUUUAUAAAUAAUUUAAAAUUCUUUUCAAUUUAACAAAAUUUAUUUGUCUUGUUUUUUUUUUAAUUUUUUUUAUAAUAUUUUGCACAAAAUUUAAUUUUUCUUAAACAAGCCAAAUGAGUAUAAUUUUGUUUACUAACAAACCCGGUUUUCAUAUUGAAAACUUUAACAUAAAAAAAUAAAUAAAAACAACAAAAAAUCAAAUUUAAUUUAACUAAAAUUACUAGUAAUUAAAGUCAAUUUACUAAAUUCAUUGAUUGCGUGCUAAAAGAAUUAUAAAAUUAAACAAAAAACAACAGCAAAAAAUACAUAAAAUAAAAUAACACAAAAAUCUAUUUAUUUAAUUGUUAACAACAAAAUAAAAAAUAAAUAAAAUUAAUAAGAGAAAUACCUCAUUAGUUUUAAUUAACCCGAAAAAAUAUCUAAAAAACAAACAAAAAAAAUAAAUAAAAAAAAUUAUUUAUUUACAAACAACAAAUAAGAAAACAGUAUUUCAUUAGACAUUUAAAGCAAAAAAUAAAAAACAUUUUAAUUAUAAAUUUUAACAUAAAAAACAAAAUCUAUAAUCUGUUAUUUUUUAUGCUAGAAAAUUUGCUGUUAAUUUAUAACAUUAAAACCAAAUAAUAAAAAACUGAAAUAUUAUUAACACAAAAAGCUUUAUAAUUAUUUAAGUUCUUUUUUUACCUAAACCCUAAAAGAAAAAACUAAACUUUAAGUUUGCUUUGUUUAAAAAACAAUUAUAAAAAAAAUAAAAUUGACAAAAAGUACAAGAAGUACCACAAGACAAAUAUGUUAAAUAUUUUUAAUGAAAAAAAAAAACCCACAAAACACAAGUAGUUUAAAAAUUUAGAAAAAAAAAAAUUGUAAACGUUAUUAGUUGCUUUAAUUGGCAAAUGCAAAAAUCAAAUAAAAAUCUUUGUCUAAAACUCGAAUUUAUUUAAUUUACAAUAUGUACAUUUUCAAUAACAUUCUAAGUAUGUGAAACAACUAAAAAAUACACUAGUUAAUAAAAACU
Molecule: messenger RNA, 8455 nt
Organism: Lucilia sericata (common green bottle fly)
Lineage: Eukaryota; Metazoa; Arthropoda; Insecta; Diptera; Calliphoridae
Exons: 2
Coding region: 2249-4834 (861 amino acids)
Biological process (GO): adenylate cyclase-activating adrenergic receptor signaling pathway
Cellular component (GO): membrane
Molecular function (GO): dopamine neurotransmitter receptor activity, coupled via Gi/Go; G protein-coupled receptor activity
Source: RefSeq, a predicted model, not a curated record